AUGUUUAUCAUUACGGUAAUUAAACUCUUGCUAAUUGCGCUCAACAUAUUUCCAAGCCGUUUCACAAAUCGGCGAAUCAUGUUUCUCAUCUACAUGACGAAUUUAGUGACACAUGUUAUGAUGGAUGAGCCACGUUUUGCACAGCCCAUACCAAAUGUCACCGUUGCCGUUGGCCGUGAUGCGAAUCUGCCCUGUGUGGUCGAGCACUUGGGUGGCUAUAAGGUGGCCUGGAUACACAUAGAUCGCCAGAUGAUACUCACCAUACAUCGUCAUGUUAUAUCGCGCAUACCACGGUACAGUAUUACCUACACGGACAACACGUGGCUGCUGCACGUGAAUCAGGCGCAUCAGGAUGAUCGUGGCUAUUACAUGUGCCAGGUGAACACCAAUCCCAUGAUUAGCCAGGUCGGCUAUCUGCAGGUUGUGGUGCCUCCCAAUAUACUGGACAUUGAGAGCACACCAUCUUCGGUGGCGGUGCGUGAAAAUCAAAACAUCAACAUGACAUGUCGCGCCGAUGGUUUCCCUACUCCCAAAAUCAUUUGGCGUCGGGAGGAUGGCGAGGAAAUUGCCGUUGAGAAGAAGAAGAAAGUGUUGGUGUAUGAUGGCGAUGUGUUGCCACUGACCAAAGUGAGCCGCAAUGAGAUGGGCGCCUAUCUGUGCAUUGCCACCAAUGGAGUUCCGCCCUCGGUGUCCAAGCGGAUCAUAUUGGAUGUGGAGUUCUCGCCCAUGAUUUGGGUGCCGAAUCAACUUGUUGGGGCACCAGCUGGCACAGAUGUAACCAUCGAUUGCCACACGGAGGCACAUCCCAAAGCCAUCAUCUAUUGGGUGUACAACUCGGUUAUGGUAUUGCCGAGCAAGAAAUAUAAGACCGACUACACGGAGAACUCAUAUCGCGCUCACAUGAAACUGACGAUAAGAAACCUGCAAUAUGGUGACUUUGGCAACUAUCGAUGCAUCUCAAAGAAUUCACUGGGGGAAACGGAAGGCUCCAUUCGUGUUUAUGAAAUUCCAUUGCCAUCAACACCAUCGAAGCAAGUAACACACACCACCGUCGAGUCCAGGGAGAGCAACAUCAUACCCUCUUUACGCAACGAUACAACAAAGUCGCUGCAAACAGAUGUGUACGGCAUGAAAAACGAUUUGUUUACUGGCAGUGGAUCGUCCUUGGCGGGAUCCGGCUCCUCAUCGGCCGCCUCCUCGAGCUCGUCGUCCUCGAUGCAAACAUCCUUGCUGCCAGGUGGCGCCACCGGCAACAGUCUGUCGGCACUUAGUGGCGGAGGCGGGGCAGGGGGCGGUGCAGGAGCGGGAGGCAAGGGAUCAUUGGCGAUAGGCAAAAGCAUGUUUUACACCGAAAGACCACCGAAUUCAAAUGCAGCAGCUGGAUUGCUGCAUAGGCUGAGUUGCUUAAGUGCAGGAUUAAUCCUGCUGUUAGCUACACUUUGA
Drosophila innubila is the source of this 1443-nucleotide messenger RNA. RefSeq names its product lachesin (gene DIP-delta). Gene Ontology annotation, cellular component: neuron projection. The coding region runs from base 1 to 1443 and encodes 480 amino acids. The record is from RefSeq and is a predicted model, not a curated record. NCBI's taxonomy places the organism in Eukaryota, Metazoa, Arthropoda, Insecta, Diptera, Drosophilidae. The transcript is spliced from 11 exons.